This is a messenger RNA of Fraxinus pennsylvanica, 414 nucleotides long. Lineage: Eukaryota; Viridiplantae; Streptophyta; Magnoliopsida; Lamiales; Oleaceae. The record is from the annotation of a GenBank genome assembly.
AUGCUUGAACGCAAAAGGCCCCUCUUGUUCGUCGGUUCAGCUUCAGUGGAAGCACCACCUACAUCUGGAGGACUUGCUCCUGCAAUUUCUUUGACAGAUAAUGCAUUGAAGCACUUCAAUAAGCUAAGGUCUGAAAGAAAUGAAGAUUUUUGUCUAAGAAUUCGUGUUAGACAAGGAGGAUGUUCUGGCAUGUCUUAUACCAUGGAUUUUGAGAACAGAGAAAAUGCUAGACCCGAUGAUUCUUUUAUUGAAUACAAUGGAUUUGUUAUAGUUUGUGAUCCAAAAAGCCCUCUCUUCCUAUAUGGUGUGCAACUGGAUUAUAGUGAUGCACUGAUUGGGGGAGGCUUUAAUUUCAAGAACCCAAAUGCUACACAAACCUGUGGCUGUGGUAAAUCAUUUGCUGCAGAGAUGUAA